Messenger RNA from Sycon ciliatum, 2147 nucleotides. Its product is annotated as alpha-L-fucosidase-like. The record is from RefSeq and is a predicted model, not a curated record. Gene Ontology annotation, biological process: glycoside catabolic process; fucose metabolic process. The transcript has 9 exons. The coding region runs from base 425 to 2014 and encodes 529 amino acids. Gene Ontology annotation, molecular function: alpha-L-fucosidase activity. Gene Ontology annotation, cellular component: lysosome. NCBI's taxonomy places the organism in Eukaryota, Metazoa, Porifera, Calcarea, Leucosolenida, Sycettidae.
AUGGCAUCAUCACGUGCACGUCCAUGACUCCAUCGAUUGCUUUGAGCAAGACAGUGGUAAACCAUGGUAAACAAGUAAGUUUUGGCAGUGUUCAUAGGCACAGCUCGGACAAGAUAUUUCUUCGGCUUGGAUCUCGAUCACCGUGCAUGUCGCUCAGCAAGAACAAAAUUUUAGCAGAAGAAGUAGAUCUACUCGUAGGUCUACGAGUCGUAGGAGAAGAUUUGAUCAGUUGCGUAGAUCAUCAGGUCAUCUCGCGGACAGAACAACAAGCCGACAAGGAGUGGGCAGAGUAACAGCAAGAGUAGAUAAACUACUCUUGCCUGAGUCUUGGUAACAGUCAUACUACUACUACUAUUACUAGUGAGUUUAGCUGGUACCGGUAGGCAGUUGAAGGCUCCGGACGCUCGCACACCGGUGCACGGGGAUGGCGAAGUGCACACGAAGUACUAUGACACUGCUUACCGCUCUGCUUCUGAAGGUCAUGUCAGUUCUGAUCCUAUUGACGAUUCUUGGGAGCUUUGCUGCUGCUACGCCGCUGGAAAAGGAGCCAAGCCAAUCCAAGGUCUACGAGCCGACCUGGGAUAGCCUGGACAGCAGGCCACUGCCUGCGUGGUACGACCAGGCCAAGUUUGGCAUCUUCAUCCACUGGGGUAUCUUCAGUGUGCCAAGCUGGAGCCAUCACUUGGCAGAGUGGUACUACCAGUACCUUCUCACCGGUAGUGACAACAACGAAACACGCGAGUUCCACUACGCGACGUACGGACAGGACUUCAAGUAUGAUGAAUUUGGACCCAUGUUCAAGGCUGAGCUCUGGGAUCCUGCUCAGUGGACACAGCUGUUCAGCGAUGCGGGCGCCAAGUUUGUUCUGCUCACGUCCAAGCACUGCGAUGGCUGGGCCAACUGGAAGUCGCCUGCCAAGUGGAACUACAACAGUGUGGAUAACGGACCUCACCGCGACAUCGUGGGAGAGCUGACAAACGCCACGCGUGCUCAGGGACUCAGAAUGGGAUUGUAUUAUUGUAAUAUCGAGUGGGGAAAUCCCCUGCUACCGUGGGACUACAUGCACGGCCCUGAGCCGUACACGGGACAAGAGGAGUAUGUAGAGGAGGUGUUCCUCAAAGAGCUCAAGGACAUCACCGUGAAGUACCAGCCGGAUAUCGUCAACGGCGACUACGCCGUGCUUCUCAACAGCACCCAGCUCAAAUCAAGAGACUUCUUGGCCUGGCUAUACAACGAGUCGCCCGUGAAGGACACGGUUGUUGUGGAUGACCGGUGGGGAACGGAUACACGCUGUCUGCAUGGAGGCUACCAUACGUGUCAUGACCGCUAUGAACCAGGCGCUCUGCAGCCACACAAGUGGACAGACUUGAUGACGAUGGCAAAUUCAUGGGGAUACGAUCGCGUCGAGACGGUCGAUCAGUACAAGACUGCCGAGGAGAUGGUCUCAAUUCUUGUGAACAAUGUUGCAUACGGCGGUAACCUGAUUCUGAAUAUUGGUCCCACUCACGACGGUAUCAUCAUCCCGCUCAUGGCCGAGCGCUUGCUCCAGAUUGGCUCCUGGCUGAAGGUCAACGGCGACGCUAUCUACGGCACACAGCCAUGGAAGGUCAAGCAGGCUGAGAACAGCUCAACGGACGAAGUCCUGGUGUACUACACAACCAAGACAUUGAGCACGGCAGGAACACCGGCUGCUACUGCGGUGGACGACGAUGACGCUUCCACUGUGGACCUGUAUGCCAUACUGAUGUCCUGGCCUACCCAGACGGGCACCGCACAGCUUGCCAAUCCGCCGUGCUCGGCUGGUACGACCACCGCAUCAUUGCUGACCGGUAAUGGGCCCGUCACGCUCGGCGUGCAGUGCUGGACGAGCGGAACCGGCAUCAACAUCAGCAUGCCAACCGCUGGUCUUGCCCUGGACAAGAAGAGCUUCCCGACACAGUACGCGUACACUAUUCGGCUUCAGAACUCGCUGACUGGCGACGCGGUCACUGGCAAUUCCGCCGGCCAUUUGUAAGCAGGGAGGCUUUGGUAAUCAGCGGCCGCACAGUUUGAUUCAGGAGUCAGGACCAUUUCCCCUCAUAAUGUCUGUCAUGUACAGUGCUGGCCUGAGAAAUCCAACCUCAUGAAUAAAGUAGCGUUGCGUUCGA